Messenger RNA from Vollenhovia emeryi, 3138 nucleotides. RefSeq lists its product as uncharacterized. Gene Ontology annotation, molecular function: oxidoreductase activity. Lineage: Eukaryota; Metazoa; Arthropoda; Insecta; Hymenoptera; Formicidae. The record is from RefSeq and is a predicted model, not a curated record. The transcript has 9 exons. Bases 1222 to 2796 code for a protein of 524 amino acids.
GACACAGUAUUUUUGUAGAAGUAUGUUCACAACUAUAAUUAAUUUGAUAUAUUUAUUUUAAUAUGAUCUAGAUGAAUUUAGAAGUGCCUUUCAAUUAUUCGAAAUAUGAUGAUUUGAUAAGUAUAUUACAGCUUGUGGAUAGACACUAUAAAAAUUCAUGCAAUGUUUUGUAGUCGUAUAGUUUUAUUUGUACAUAUAGCAUAGAGGGAUUUGUAAAAUUUAAUGGUGAGGUGACAACAAUAUUUCUAAAUUUAGUUAUUAACUUUUAUCUCUAGACUAUAUUUCUAGAAUGAUAUGCAACAUUUCCUGUACAUAUUUAUUUUCAUGAAUCGAAAGGAAAAACGUUUUGAUUUUUUCCUUUUUUUGGAGAACUUUAUGUAAGAAUAAAGUGUACAAACGUUUAGCUAAAUAGUUAGUUAUGAAUACUUAUGUAAGCCAGUAAAUAAACUUAUUAACUUUUUAUAAUACUCUUUAUUACUUGUAUGUAUAUUCAGUGUGGACUUUACUUUGCGACCACAUGCAAUGAAUUUAUCAUUAUUAAUUAUAAAAGUUAUAUGCAUCCUCUCCUGUACUUUUACGUUCCUUGUUUUUCCUUGUAGUAUAGUUAUAAUUAUGACUUCAUACAAAUGCGUUGUAAAAUAAUUUUAACAAUACCUUUCUAGUCCAGUUCUAGAUCCCAGAGAGAUUGGUGGUAAAACUCGAAUUAGGUAAUUCAAGAAAAACAUAUGUUAAUAAAUACCGUUCAAAAAUUUUGUAGCGUUUUGUCAAUCCAGUUAGAUCAAUCAUAUAUCGCCAUGCACCCCCUUAGAUUUACUUCCUCACUUCCGUAUUUCGAGCUGCGACAUACAGUAACAUUCGUAGCUGUCAGUGACAGUUUUCAGAUCUGACAAAAGAAAUCAAGAUUUGUUUAUUAAUAAACAUCUUAUUUCACAAAUGAAGGAUUCAAGGAACGAGACACAGCAGCGAGAGAAGUGCAGAAUCGCUCCUCGAGAAACUUGAUUUAGAGAUAGCGAAAGUUUUCAUUUCUACACACAUAAAUGUGAAUAUAAACAAUGUGUGAUUUGUUCACAGUAUCCCCACUUCUUAGGUCUUAUGUGACCUUAAUUUGACAGUAAAGUAUUAGUCCUUUUGAUUCUUUCUUGUGAAUAUUCCGCAAAGAUAAAGACCGAUUGCAACUUUAAUUUCCUUUUAAAUAUCUACUGUUGAGUCGAACUAGCAAUUAUGGAACGAGUGGAAGUUAUAAAUGAGUAUUAUGCUAAUCUAGACUACUAUAACAACAAAAAUAUGGCAUUCGAUAGAAUAUAUAAACUAUCAAAAACAGUAAGGUUUCAUGAAAAGGUUCAUUAUUCGACGAGAAUGGAGGAAAUGGCAAAUAUAAUUAAAGAAAACAUAUCGAUUUUCAAAUCUAUUUCUAAACAUGUAGAUAUAAUCGAUACCAUUGUACAGUAUCUAACCAUUUAUGCUACAAAAAUGAAGCGUGACAAAGAUGUAACGUUCCAGACAGCCUUCAAUGUACUGCUUACGUUCUUUAAUAUAUGUAAAGAAUUUGCAAUACGAUCAUUUUUGCUAUAUCCGAUGUACGCAAAUUCUUCCUUCGCGACAAUUGAAAGCGUUCAUGCAAAAAUAAAAUCUUGGUUAAGUUUAAUUGGUUUAGGAAAAGAAAUGAUAAUUCUUGAGGAUUCGGACUUGUAUGCAGCUGUUAAUUUUUUAAAAUUAACAGACAAUUAUUCUCUAAAUAAAAUAUGGGUGCAAGAUCAAGUGAAAGAGAAAUUUUUAUGGAUUAUGAAGAGACAUUCAGUCUUAUUCACUAUUGAUACAUUCCAAUCAUUGAAAGAUAUUCAACCUCAUGUAUGCGAUAAUCCCACUAUAAGUAUAGUAUCUAUAUGGUCCGAAGAUAUUGUAACAGCGAGGAACUUAGCGUCGUCCUUAAACAGUCACAUAGUAUUCAUAAAUACAUAUAUGGAUUUCUCCGAUAAUUGUAUACUUUUACCUUACAUGGAAAUAAUUGAGCAAGCAAGAACUCAACGAACCUUGCGUGAGAUUCGCGAAAAAAAAUCAGAUUUAAUUGAUACAGAACAGAGUGUGAAUGUAAUACAUUUUUCACAUAUUGCUAAAAUGAAUUAUACCUCAGUUUAUAAUCUGUUUUAUAAUGGUACGUGGCAAAAACCUGUGGAGGGCAUGUAUUGGAAACAUAAUGACAAUCUAUGGGCUAAUGCAACAAACGGCGAUAUCAUAAGAUGUUACGAGUCGGCUGAGAAAGGAUUCAUAACUUGGGGUGUCAUGUCUGUUGAGACCAGAAUACAGAUGUUAGCAAAACUUGAGUCCAAGUUAAAACUUAAUGGCAAAAUUGUAUUGGCAGCUAUUGCAGCAAGAUGGUUAAAAUUCCCAUACCUAUUUCCCACUGUACAGGGAUCUCUUAGUGAAAAUGGAACGGUAGAAGUAUGGGAAAUUUGUAAACCAGUAGGUGUUAUCAUUCUUAGGGAGGAAAAGGAAAGCGUUCUGUUUUUUCGGUUAAUGCAGACUUUAAUUGCUGGCAACUCUGUCAUUGUGAUGUUUGAUGCAAAUUUCUGUAAUCUGACACCAUAUUGUGAUAUGUUUUCAAAAUGUGGUAUACCUCCAGGCGUUAUAAAUAUGUUGUCACAUGAAAACACAAAUAUGUUGGAAUAUAAAUUAUGCUCAGCAAGGUAUACAGACUAUGCGGGAAGGAUUUUCUCGAAAGGCGAUUCAAGGGAAACAUAUAUUAUACCAUAUGUAAACCUUACUGUAUUCCAAAAGAUUGUACUACGUCUUAAAUAAUUUUUUGGUUUACAAAUAUAGUCAUUUUGACAUACAUCUACUGAAAAUGACAUCAAUUAUAAAAUCAUAUAUGAUUUUAGAAGAUAUUCAAACAACUUCGAAAUAUAACUGAGGGUUAUAUGUAUAAAUGUAUUGUAGCUUGUAGAUAAACACUAAAAAUUCAGGUAUACUAUAUUUUUAUUCGUAUAUAGGAUACAAAAAUAUAGAAAAAUUUAGUGCUUUUAUUUGCAGACUAUUCAUAUUUCUGAAAUAAUAUGAAAUAACAUUUUCUGUAGAUAACAAUUUUCAGCAUUAGAAAAAAAUUGUCGUUCUUUUUCUCUUUUUGGAAACAUGUAUAAUGAA